AUGCACGGAAUUUCCUUCGUUCGCUUUGACAACGUGCGCGGCUUGGACUCGACUUCUUUCGGGGCUCGAGACCUCGAAGGCAGAAGCCACACCCAGUCUUUCGACUUGAAUGCAGCGUCGUCAGUGCACUCGGAGCAACGGCCAGUCACCACUCGGACUCGUCACCGGACCGCUGUACGGCUGUCGCUCUGUUUGUUGUGCUUUGUGUGUUGCGCCUGGUGCUGGUGUCUCGUUGGCGUCUCGGAGUCGGACUGCUGUCCGUCCCAACACGAAGGACCGGAUGUCCGUGCUCGUCUUCUCGCCAAAACGAGUCCCACCCGCACAACAUGA
Molecule: messenger RNA, 330 nt
Organism: Protopolystoma xenopodis
Lineage: Eukaryota; Metazoa; Platyhelminthes; Monogenea; Polystomatidea; Polystomatidae
Source: the annotation of a GenBank genome assembly